This is a messenger RNA of Haliotis rubra (blacklip abalone), 1175 nucleotides long. RefSeq lists its product as uncharacterized. Lineage: Eukaryota; Metazoa; Mollusca; Gastropoda; Lepetellida; Haliotidae. The transcript has 2 exons. The coding region runs from base 13 to 504 and encodes 163 amino acids. The record is from RefSeq and is a predicted model, not a curated record.
GGAAGCGUCAAGAUGGCGGCACUGAGCAUGGGAGCGUUUGGUCUAUCGUAUCAAAAAUAUCUACAAGAACAAGGAGAGCGUGAAAAAGAGCUGAAUCGAGGACCAGAUACGGUUUGGGUAACUAAACGAUAUAUACCAACGGAUCUCCGUGUCACUGCCCCCGUCCCCAGACACAAAUUUGUGGCCCCUCCGAAUCUCCCCAAGGCGGAAGAACACUGGGUGCCCGUCGGGGAACCCCCUCUCAGAAGUUUUGACAGGAGAGAGGAAAAGAUGAUUUACGUGUCUCACCCAUCAACCAGAUGUGAGGAGUGGUCCACCUUAAGACAAACCUUACCAUCCAGGGGUAGUAACAAGAAACCAUGUCCCCCAAAUUGGGGAUCCGGCACAAGCCUCCCACCCAUUGUCAUCGAGAGGACGGUCAGUCGAUUCCCCAUCGUCAACUGUCCGAUGACAAGAUAUGUUGAUGACAUGCACCUUACCAACAGACUAUUCAAGCUUCAUUGAACACAACUGGAGCAACGAUUCUUCCAUACGACUCCAAGUGGAGCUGUACAGACACCAACAUCUUGUGUAGGAAAUGAUAUUCUACCAAGCUCUAUCAAAAGUUCAUUUAUCCCAAACCUUGUUACCCUACGGUCGUGGUUUAUGGGUAGGACAUUCAUGUGUUGCGAUCGGUUGUAUGUGGGUAUUAAAGCUUUUGAAAUAUGUUUUGUUGAUAUAAUGUUUAUUCAUGGGUGAACGUGCUGUGACAUUAUUGCUUUUACACACAGUUCAGUAUUAUACAGCUAACCCUACCAGUAUUAUAAAACUCCCAGCAAAUGGCCCAUGGGGAUUUGUUUUAAUUGAUUUUGGAUGUGUUUCUUUGUUUAUUAUUAUUUUUAGAUUUAAUUGGAAUAUUGUUCUUGCCAUGAUGUUCACCUCAUCAGUAUUAUUGCAUCUGCCUUAACGGUAACAACCACAGUGUUCCCUAAUUCAAUAACUGUUCAGUUAGCAGUGGCAUUAUGUAACAACGACUUUUGGUUCUUGCGGGAGUAAGUCAGUGAUUAAAAGUGUAUACUUAUACAUGUAAUAAAUAUUAAACAGUAUAAGAACUAUAUUGCAUGUUGAAUCUUGAACACUUGUAUCAAAAUGGAUCACACACACACACACACACACACACACACACACACACACAC